GAUCGCACCCGUUAUCGUCUAAACUAACCUAUUUAGCCAUGGCGUGUGUGGCGUGCGGACCGGUAGAUUAAAAUCACGUAAAUCACUGAAAAAGUAACAGAAAAGUUCAUCAUUGAUGAAUAUACAUAUCCUUGAGCGUUUACGAGUUGCUAUCAUUGACCUACACAAGUAUACAUGGUCAUGAAACUGGAUCUUCCAAGAGCAUUUGACAAAGUGAACUUUGGAAAAUAUACGUUUUUACUAUAAGUGAUUGAUACGCAUGAGACUGUCAGCCCAGGAUGCAGUUUCCAAGAGGCUUUACCCUGUUGUGCCUUCUGCUGUUAUGGCGGUUGAUCUCCGUAUUCGUAGUGCAAACUGCUCACGUGCCGGACGAGUAUUGGCAAUCACUGGAAGUGGCUCAUCGCAUGGCGUUUGGUUACGGACACCUAACGUGGGAGUGGACGCUAAUGAUUCGUAGUUAUCUAUAUCCGUUUCUCAUAUCAAUUCUUUAUCGUAUACUCGCUGCACUCUCUUUGGACUCUGUGUAUCUUCUAAUAACGUUGCCGCGAGUAUUCCAAGCUAUUCUCGUCGCUUACUCGGAUUACAGACUUUAUCAGUGGAUCGGCUGCAAGUGGGCACUUGUGGUUCUGUGCACGAACUGGUACUGGUACUACUGUGCCACGAGAACGCUAAUAAACUCCGUGGAGACUGCCUGCACCAUUAUCGCGCUCUCGAUGUAUCCGUGGUUGGGCAAUGUUAAGAACAUUAAGUACCUGUGGAUCGUAGGUUUCCUCUGCAUGGCGAGGCCCACCGCUAUGAUUAUUUGGUGCAUCCCCUGCGCUCUUCACGUUUACUGGCUUAGAAAAGAACAGUUUCUCCUUAAAUAUGUUCUGAUAUGUUCAUCGUGCUUCUGGAUUUCUGUAUUGAUAGAUAGUUACUUCUAUGGAAAGCUUGUGAUAACGCUAUUGAGAUUCUACCAGGUCAAUGUGAUAGAAGAUGUCGCAAGCGCAUAUGGUAGGGAGAACAUCCUGUGGUACGUUACCACCGGUAUACCCGUGGUGCUUGGGCUAUAUUGCAUUCCAUUCGCGAUGAACGUGUGGCGCGUAUUUCGUUACAGCAGGGUCUUCAGGCUAGAGAAAUUUAUGUUUUGGAUCAUUCUAAUUGUCCUGAUGAUAUAUUCGCUUCAACCCCACAAGGAAUUUCGAUUCAUACUACCGCUCUUGCCAUUGUUCAUCUACGUAGGUUCCGCUUCUUGUUGUAACUUAAAUAUGAUGACGUCCCGUGCGUGUUGGUGCUUCGCGACGUUGCUGCUGUGCAGCAAUCUCCUGGCCGGAAUUUAUUUUUCCUCGAUUCAUCAACGUGGCACGUUAGACGUGAUGAAUUACCUGCGAGACGAAAUCUCUCACGCGAAUGCUUCAUCAACGGAUACGCUAAUUCUAACUCCGUGCCAUGCUACACCGCUCUACAGUCACUUGCAUGUAGAUGCGCCGAUAACAUUUUUGACCUGUGAGCCUAAUUUCACUUCCCACUUUGACACGAGGGGAAACGGGAGACUUGUUCAAAGUAAGUUCUUCGAAGAUCCGUUAGACUGGCUUUAUUAUUAUUUCGAUCAUUAUCAUUUCAAGAGACAUAAAUUACCGACUUAUGUGAUAGCGUUCGACAAUGUCGCGAAGAAGAUAACUCCUUUUAUUAGUAGAUUUAACUAUCGAGUAAUUGCCAAAGUAUUUCACACGCAUUUCCCGCAGACAAAUUACGGGGAAUAUAUCUUCUUGUUUAAGCAAAAUCCGAAAUCCAAAAUAGUACACUGAGAAAAAUGGCCUCUCUAAUCGGAUAAUCCAAUUAAAUAGUAACAAGCGGAUAUAUCCGAUUAAAUUGUAUAAAAGACAAAGAAAAUGAUCGG
Molecule: messenger RNA, 1879 nt
Organism: Ooceraea biroi (clonal raider ant)
Lineage: Eukaryota; Metazoa; Arthropoda; Insecta; Hymenoptera; Formicidae
Gene: PIG-B
Product: phosphatidylinositol glycan anchor biosynthesis class B
Biological process (GO): GPI anchor biosynthetic process
Cellular component (GO): endoplasmic reticulum membrane
Molecular function (GO): alpha-1,2-mannosyltransferase activity
Source: RefSeq, a predicted model, not a curated record